AUGGCCUCUGUCGAGCCUUGCGACGAGGCCACCAUCGUCGCCCCUCAGCGCAAACCUCUUGCUUUCCUCGAGCUGCCUCUAGAAACCCAGAAGGACAUCUUUAGCCACUGCUGCCAAAGCGACCUCAUUUGUCUCGCCCUUGUCUCCAAGCACUUUCGCGAACUUGCUGCCGCGCAGCUCUAUCGAAACUUCCACAUAGUCUUCCCCGACGAAGAUGACCCGUCCUUUGACUCCCCCAUCGAUAGUCUCGCCGGUGGACUCGAGACCUUCGUGUCAAGCGACUAUGACUACGCUCAACAUCUGAGAGACAUAUCCCUGGAUACUCUGAGUGCUGGGGACAAGGCCGAGGCUGCCUACAAGCCCUACUUGUACAGCGCAAGUUGCGGCAAGUUUAUGAAUACUUUGCUGCAAAUGACCCUCCAGCACGCCAAGUCUCUCGAGACGUUCAGGUGGAACAUUCGAGUCGAACUCAGCCGGCCCGUCUACAGGACAUUACACCAGAUCGCGCCCCUCAAGAACCUCCACAUUCGCAUGCAAGCCGGCCCUUCGCUGUUCGAGAUACCUCCUCCGCUCCCGUACACCUCGAGCUUGCCGCCUACCACCAAUCAAGGACACUGGGAUCCUCUCCCGCCCGCUUUCUCUGCCAUUCCUCCUCCGUUUCUAACCAUGCCGUUGUCCGUCCCUCCUCCGUACAAUCCUGUGCUUGGUCCUCCACCUCCCUUGCCACCUGCUCUUAGGCCUGCACCUAGGAACAAGAAGAGGACUUCCGCCGCGAAUGAACCUGCGACUCUAUCCGGCUUCCGAAAGCUAAACACCCUCGCCGUGCUUGAUGUCGACAACUUGGACGUAGUUACUGAGAUCAAGUCAUGCGUUCGUAACUCAGCCUCAACGCUUACCAAGUUGAAACUGUCAUUCUCCACAUGUCUUGCUGCGCAGUCUCGCAAGCCGCCCCCUGAUGCAGACCCUGACGACUCCGACCAAGACGAUGAAUUUCAAGUGGUGCCCAUGCCUUCAGCGCCUGGGUGGGACGAAGCAAGUGGACCCGCGAAGGCGUUUCGCGCCCAGGAGGAGCGCAAAAGCCAAGAGUCGGUACUUGGAAGGAUCUUCGACGUUGAGCCUUUUUUGAACAAAAAGCCCCAGCAACGCAAGAGUCUAAAGGGUAAAGAGAAGGUUGCGUCAGCGGACGCUGUGAUGGCCAAAUCUGGGACAGCCGGUGAAGCGUACAUGAGCCGCUUGCGGGAAGUUUCCUCGAAGUUGAUGGCCAUGAAUCUCCACGCCGACGACGAAUCCAAGCAAGAGGUGUUGGAAAUCAUUGAGAAAGCAAGCAGGAAGUAUCUUGAGGAGGUCGAGAUCGCAAAAACAGCCGAAGAGGCGCCAAAGACAAACCAGGCAUCAUCGGGCGAGAGUUCCUCUACUGCCCCAGGCGCUGCUUCCACAGAUACAACGCAAAUCACACCUGCUGAAAGCUCUGACGCUACUGCUACUGCCACUGCCGGUGCUGUCGCGGCCGAUGUAGCUGAUGAUAGUUCGAGGCCGAAGGCGAAGGCGAAAUCGGGCACGGAUGCGAACCCCGAGGAUAUUAACGUUGAGGAGCCGAUCGCGACCGAAGAGGUCGAGGAGCCUUCAGCAGAAUCCAAGAACGAUCAAGUCAAGGAUGCUUCUCCAGCUGUCGCGGAGGCAGUGUUGAAGCAGACCGAAUCAAAACCCGAGACUAGCGAAUCACUAGCCAAACUUCGAGCAAUUUCAACGUUGGCAAAGCAAAGAGCAAACUUCGAAACGCUAGUCGCCCGCCUGCAGCACCUCAUUAGCGAAGCCACUCUCCUGUCAGAGAAACUCGACAGCUUGAGAAACGGAGCAUAUGGUUAUGACCGGGAGUACAUCCGUGCUUCCGAGAAGCAGCUGCAUUCCUUCUAUCGGGAUAUUGAGAAUGUGAGAGUCGAACUGAAUGCCACCGAGGCUGAGAUUCGCGAUGUGGAAAAGCAGGUUCAUGGUAUAGCUACGACAGCCCACGGUGAAGAUGAGCGCAUCAGCGACUAUAUCCGGUCAACCAGAGGACUGGCCCUUCGGUCUUUCAGUGUCCACUUGAUCCCGGUCAAGGCAUCAGUUCUCAAAGCAGCCAUUGACGUGCGUGUGCUCAAAAGGCUCACAUUGCUCAAUGUUGGCAACCAAAAUCCUAUUUGGACUAUGCUGGCUAAGGAGAACAAAAUCCAAGGACUCCCGUUGCGCAAGAUUUUCACAGAUAAUGUUUCAAGUACAUUUCUCACCUUUGCUGCACAACUAGAGGAAAUCACAGAGCUAUUCAUGUUGGAGAGAUCGGUCAAGUACAAACCAGAGAGCUUUGCGCCCAAGACAAAUGUCAUUAUGGACCAAAUCCGGAGGCUCGUACUGAAGAAGCACAUGCCGACUCUGACGAAGCUGAUGAUCAAGAACGACUCAGGAUCAAGCUGGGAUGUGGAUGAGAGAGCAAUGCUGCUGAUUUGCAAUCGCGGAAGAAAACUCGAGGAGCUGGCGGCGGCUGUUGGAAUCCGCGCCAUCCACAUUUCAGGACUGGUCAAUCUGCGAGCACUGAAUGUCACUCAGUUCAGGAAUGAUGAUACGUGCGUCUGGGUUAUGCGCGAGACCCGUAGAUUCAUCGUCGACAACCUGUGUCACUACCCGCACCUCAAGCUGGAGUGGAUUUCCAUCGAUGACGACAGGGUCGAGCGCAUUAUCCGUCCUCCUCCCCAAACCCCCGCUGCGAAGAAGGAAGAGAAGAAAAAUAAGAAGGGCAAGGCCAAAGCCAGUGCCGUCACAGGAGGAUUUGGCGGACUCGGCACUGAGCAAUUCCCACCCCUGCCAAUGCCGGGCUGGGACACAGACAGCGACAGCGAUGACGAGGAUACCGACAUCGUUGCCAACACGAAACUUGAGACUGUCGAGGGAGUGCAUUUUUAUGACGUUUGGGACGUGCGUAUUUUCAAGAAGGAAGUCAUGGCCGGACGGCUAUAG
Messenger RNA from Colletotrichum chrysophilum, 2988 nucleotides. RefSeq lists its product as uncharacterized. NCBI's taxonomy places the organism in Eukaryota, Fungi, Ascomycota, Sordariomycetes, Glomerellales, Glomerellaceae. The record is from RefSeq and is a predicted model, not a curated record. Gene Ontology annotation, molecular function: protein binding. The transcript is spliced from 4 exons. The coding region runs from base 1 to 2988 and encodes 995 amino acids.